ACUCAACAAAAAAAAAACCUACCUCACGUUAUACUCUUUUAGAUUCCCUCUGAAACCAUGGCGGGUGGAUACGGACCUCCGAUCUAUCCUCCUGCACAAACCUACCACAGCCAUGGCCGACGCCGCGGCGGCGAAGUAGGUUGCAGCAUCUGUCGCUGCUUCUUAAACUGCCUCGGUUGCUGCGGCGGUUGCAUCUUAAGCAUCGUCUGCAACAUCCUCAUCGGUAUAGCUGUUUGCCUCGGAGUCGUCGCUUUGAUCCUCUGGUUCAUACUCCGACCCAACGUCGUGAAGUUCCAAGUCACGGAAGCUAAUUUAACGAGAUUCGAUCUCAAACCACAGAGCAAUAGACUACAUUACAACCUCUCGUUGAGUUUCUCGGUUCGUAACCCUAAUCAACGUCUCGGGAUACAUUACGAUCGGUUAGAGGCGAGGGGUUAUUACGGUGACCAGCGUUUCGCUGAGGUGGAUAUGAAGUCGUUUUAUCAGGGACGUAAGAGUACGACGGAGUUUGGGACGGAGUUGAACGGAGAGAGUUUGGUUUUGCUGGGUUCCGGUGGCCGGAAGGAUCUCAGGGAGGAUAGGAAGUCUGGGGUUUACAGGAUCGACGUGAAGCUGAGGUUUAAGAUCAGGUUUAAGUUUGGGUUUUUGAACUCGUGGGCUUUUAAGCCCAAGAUUAAGUGUCAUCUCAAGGUUCCUUUGAGUUCCUCUGGGUCUGCCGGAGGGUUGCAGUUUCAUCCUACCAAGUGCCACGUGGACCUCUAAAACAAUUUCACAAUUUGUUUUUCUACUUGUUUUUUUUCUUCAUUUGCUUGUUUUUUUUUCCUUUUGCUAUUACUAAUCAACUUUUUAUUUUGUCGAUAAAAUUACUUUUACUUGCUUUGAUAGUUUGAUUUGUAUUUAUUUGGCUUUGUCCUUUGCUUACUUCAUAUGUAUCAAGAUAUCUCAAACAGUCUUGGGUUAGUAUCUUGGUUUUAUAUCUUCCAACGAGUACUUCCUUGAUUUCAUUGUUUUCCUUUUAUAGUCCUUGUUAUAUUCACUAGAAAGUAGAAACAUUGUCAGUACUUAGACACAUUGUAUUGGGAAAUUAUCUCAGACUUUCCAAACCAUAAGUUGAAAACGUCUAUCAUCAUGUGAACUACUAUGUCAUUGGUGUUAGCUCAGACAAACCAACUCCAAAAGGAAUCUUUUUAGAAGUUAGUCAAAAGAAACAUCAAUGUCAUUUGUAUCAGGUUGAUGCGAUAUCCUGGAUAAAGUUACUAAUUACAUAUUUAAUAUCUAUAAGAAAGCGAAUCCUAUGACAAAGUAGACUCUAUGUACAAACUUAUGGUUUAAGUUAUUAACUCCACUUUGAAAAAGCCGAACUCGAAAACUCUCUCUCUCUAAAAAAAUUAAUUACUCCUCUUUCUCUCUAAACUUAAUUCGAAAACCCUAGGUGUACCCUGCUCCGGCGGCCGCCUCCGCAGUCCUUUUGCGGUCGCCGGAGCCCCUUUCUCCUUUACAAGCUUUUCCCUUCUGUAUCUCUUGUGUCUCUUCGUACCUUUCUUUCUGUGCGGCGGAGGUGAAACUCGUUGGGUUCUUUUUUGUUUCAGAUCCGGCGGUACCGGCAUAGAUCUAGGGCUCUUGCGGCUUGAUGGUGUUGCUAGAGGACGGUUUCUGCCUCUUGCCGUGAUUUUUCUCCAGUUUACUAUGGUGUCUCUGUUCGGUGAUUUUGCGGAUCUCGGCGAGUUUUCUCGAGUAGGUGGUGCGUGAAGCGUCGGGAGGCUUUCUAAGUCUCAGAUCCGGGUUGUAACCAACACGGGUCACUUUCCUAGGCUAUGUUCCACCGGUGGUCUUCGGUGGUAGCGCGUGAAGUCGUCAACGGAUGGGUUUUACCCUUUCUGCGGUGGUUCCGGUGGCAGCGCAUGACAGUGAGUUGCUUGUAGUCACGUCUGUCGGGAUGUGUGCUGGUGGUCGCUCGCCUCAGAGUUGUGGGUUCCGACGAGGUGGCGUUCUCCGUCGCCUACUGUCUCCUUUGGGUUUUUUUUUCCAGCGAUCUUCUCUCUGCGGGUGAGGCGAUGUGGUUGGUGUGAAGGAAGCUCAUUUCCAGUUAGGCAAUCAGUCUUAUCUCUCUCUCGCUUGAGGUUGCUCCGGAGGUGGUGGUGCUAUCCGGUCCGCUUGCUCUAUAUAGGCUCUCGGUUCAAUGGGUGUAUACGGUCCCGGUGACAAGGUUAGGAGGCGGCAAUCUCCGAGUCUUUAACCGCACGACGGCAUCGUCGGGUGGCCCUGCUAUCUCGUGCCGCCGGAGUAUGUCGACUUUGAGUUGGUUUGUAAGUCAGUGUUUGUAAUUCUUGGAGUGGUUUGUGUUCGUCGGUUUCUCGGAAGCUGUAGGUAACGCUGCAAUCAAGGUUUGAGCCGCCUUUCUCUCGGUGCUCGUGGCAACCGUUUUGUCUGUCAGGUCCUUUCCUUCUCCCUGGUUCGAACCCGCUUCGUUGGCUACUGACUUCUUUCUUUCAACUAUGGAUCCUUGCUUAGAGUGUUAGUAUUGCUGUAAAUUGCCUUGUUGUGUUUAGUUUCAAUUAUGCAUCUCUGCUACUAGUUUUCUUUGUAAUAUCUGUCAAAAACUUGAAAAUUGGUAUAAUAAUUUAACAUUUUACAAAAAAAAAAAAAAAAAACUCCACUUAGAAGAAA
Brassica napus (rape) is the source of this 2667-nucleotide messenger RNA. Its product is annotated as NDR1/HIN1-like protein 3. The transcript has a single exon. The record is from RefSeq and is a predicted model, not a curated record. The coding region runs from base 58 to 762 and encodes 234 amino acids. NCBI's taxonomy places the organism in Eukaryota, Viridiplantae, Streptophyta, Magnoliopsida, Brassicales, Brassicaceae. Gene Ontology annotation, biological process: defense response to other organism.